UUCUCUGCUCAGUUAAUUUCAUUUAAGCUCAGUGUAAAUUAUGUGGAUCGUGCAUUUGAAGUUAAAUUCAACACUCUGUCCAUAGUCCAAAAUGCCUAGAGAACGACGUGCGAACAUCGGCCGCCGCACAAGACAUGCAAGCCAGCAACAAGUCUAUUCAAGGAACUUAAGAGAAGAAAGACAAAAUAUAAUAAGAGAAAAUGACCGAUUGAGACAUCGCGUGAGCACACGAAGAUCAUUGGCAUCAUACAAUCGCUUGGCAUUCCAAUAUGAUCCCACUGCGAACUACAGUGAUGAUGAAAAUUUGGAUAUUGGACGAAUGACGACUAUAUGCCGAUAUUGCAAUGCGUUAAAGUUCAAAAGAGAAACGGUUGGAUUGUGCUGCGCAAGUGGAAAAGUCAAACUGGAUCCAUUACUUACACCACCACAGCCACUGAAAACAUUGUUUGAUGGAAGUGAUCCCGAUUCCAGCCAUUUUCUUCAACACAUCCUUGAAUACAAUAACUGCUUUCGCAUGACUUCCUUUGGAGCUAAUAUCAUUCGAGAAGGCGGCUUCAUGCCGACUUGCAAGAUACAAGGUCAAAUAUAUCAUUUGCAUGGUUCAAUGGUGCCAACCACACCAGAUGAACCGCAUCAAUUUUUGCAAAUAUAUUUCAUUUCGUCGAUGGUGGAUCAGCUGAACGUGCGGUGCAAUAUACAGGGAGCACAACAGUUAAAGAGACGAAUUAUUGAACAGUUGCAAGCAUUUUUUCACGCUAAUAAUGCUGUGGUUAAUAUGUUCAAAACAGCAUUGGAACGAAUGCCAUCGGAUACGCACAAAUUUGUCAUAAGAGCGGAUUGUACUCCAACAGGUGAACAUGUGCGAAGAUUCAAUGCACCCACCAUUAAUGAUGUUGCUGCAAUUAUUGUUGGCGAUCCAACUAAAUCACGAGACAUUGUCGUUCAGCGAAGAAGCAAUAUCAUGCAUCGUGUAAACGAGACACAUCGUUUGUACGAUGCGUUACAAUAUCCAAUCAUUUAUUGGCAAGGGCAAGACGGAUACGACAUCACGUUGAAGAUGGUCGAUCCAAUUACAGGUACAAUAUUCACACACUAA
Molecule: messenger RNA, 1096 nt
Organism: Metopolophium dirhodum (rose-grain aphid)
Lineage: Eukaryota; Metazoa; Arthropoda; Insecta; Hemiptera; Aphididae
Exons: 2
Coding region: 92-1096 (334 amino acids)
Source: RefSeq, a predicted model, not a curated record